UUCUACACCCAUGCUGUGGACGGAUGACGGGGCUCUCGAGGCUGCACGAUAUAACAUGGAUGUCAACUACUUCGGCAGCGCUGAAAUGUCUCGAGCCAUCAUGCGUGCCUGGCUCCUCCCUGAAAACGAAAAAGAGCGACCGCAAACAUCUCGUCCUGCCGCUAAACAUAUCAUCUUCACUGGCUCUGUCCUCUCCACCCUCUCCCUAGCUGGCCACGGAACGUACGCCCCUUCCAAGUUUGCCCUCCGCGCCCUCGCCGACGCUCUCGUCAUGGAGGUCCGCCUAUACCCAGAAGUUCCUAUUGAAGUGCACCUCGUUAUGCCUAACUCUAUAACUACGGCCGGCUAUGAUCGCGAGAAUGAGACCAAACCGGAAAUCACCGUCCAGCUUGAAGGCACCGAUAAACCCCAGGACCCGGACACUGUCGCCCGCUUAUCCAUCGCCGGUAUCGAGAAGGGCCGUUACUUUGUCACGACGUCGUUCAUGGGCGACUUGAUGCGAUGGGGCGCUAUGAGUAACUCACCGCGGAAUAACUGGUUUGUAGACACGUUGAUGGCGUGGAUCCUGCCUUUUAUCAUGGCAUUCGUUAUGUGGGAUAUGAAUAGUCAAGUCUCAAAAUGGGGUAAUAAGAAAAAGAUUGAAGAGUCACGGGAUUAAUUGGUUUAUUUAUGAAGGGCUGCGCUGUUCACAGUUUGCUUUGCAGGGGCCUUUCUAAAAUUAGUGAACACCAUAAAAACUUAAAUUUACAUUCAUUGGU
This is a messenger RNA of Hypoxylon trugodes, 758 nucleotides long. RefSeq lists its product as uncharacterized. The record is from RefSeq and is a predicted model, not a curated record. The coding region runs from base 11 to 658 and encodes 215 amino acids. Gene Ontology annotation, cellular component: endoplasmic reticulum membrane. Gene Ontology annotation, molecular function: 3-dehydrosphinganine reductase activity. The transcript is spliced from 2 exons. Lineage: Eukaryota; Fungi; Ascomycota; Sordariomycetes; Xylariales; Hypoxylaceae. Gene Ontology annotation, biological process: sphingolipid biosynthetic process.